CGGAGGUGGGCUAGGGAGCAGGAGGCAGCCACGCGGCAGAGCUCAGGUGGCCACGGCAGCAGCUGAGGCCUCAGAGCCCAGCCAGUCCCCUCCUGGCCGGACCACCGAAGCCUAGUGAAGAAAACUGAAAGUCCGGUUUAUUGGAUUUCAGUCCUAUGUCAUAACAGACAGAAAUCCUCCACUUGUUCAUCAAGAUGGAAAACUCAGAUUCUAGUGAUAAAAGAAAUGACCAAUCUGCAGCACAGCGCAGAAGGCAAUUGAUUCGAUUGAAUCGGGAAGAAGCUUUCUAUCGAUUUGUAAAUAAUCUGAGCGGAGAAGACUAUCGACUUAUGAGAGACAACAAUUUGCUAGGCACCCCGGGUCAAACUACUGAGGAGGAGUUGCUCAGAAGACUACAGCAAAUCAAAGAGGGGCCGCCCCCGCCACAGAGCUCAGAUGAAAAUAGACCUGGAGAUGACAUGUCCAAUGGUGACUCCAUAAUUGAUUGGCCUAACUCUGUCCGACAGACUGUCAAUACAACAGGAAGUGGUCAGAGAGGAAAUCAGUCCUGGAGGGCAGUGGACCACACUAAUUCACACACUGGUGAUCUCAGAUUCAGUUUAGAGACACGUGUGAACCGUAAUAAUGGAAGACAAACCCCAGAGAACGGAAAUGAACCGUCUGCUACAGAUCUUAGUGCAGAAAACAUGGACAGCAGCAGCCAAAGGCCAAUGGAAAAUUCAGCAUCUGAGACAUCAUCUGCCAGACCAUCUAGGUCAGAACGCAGUUCUGCUGAAGCAUUAACAGAAGUGCCAUCCACCAGAGGUCGAAGCAGGGCAAGAAGCCGCAAACCAGAACACGGGAGAAGACCCAGAGCCAGAGCUGAAAGAAGUAGGUCUCCUCUGCACACAGCAAAUGAAAUUCCACGAAGAUCUCAUCGUAGAGUCUCAUCUCAUACCUUUGUGCACCCUUUGGUAAAUGAGAUCGAGGGAAGUUCUAGAACCCCUCGCCAUGGGACUUUGAGACAGCAGAUAACUGGACCUGAGUUGCUAGGUAGAGGUCUUUUGGCGGCUUCUGGGUCAAGAAAUUCUGCCGCUCAAGGGUCAAGUUCUUCAGACAUGGGUACCAAUGGUGGAGCGGCAGGAUCUGGUCAAAGACCUCCAACCACAGACCUUCAAGUCAGAAGAGUUCUGCAGGGAGAAUACCACCAGAGAGAUAGCGUAGCUAGCAGAACUCGGUCAAGGUCCCAGGCCCCAAACACCGUGGUCCUUUAUGAUAGUGGUCGUGGAGGUUUUAUAGGCACCUUAACAUUUUUUGAACCUGCAGAUGGGAGCACCUUUGUGAAUACUAACAGGUCUUCCACUCUUACACUCUUCGAUACUGGAUCAAGGGAAACUGCACCUGUUCCUUUUCAAACCCCAUCAAGGCAGAGAACGACAGGUUUUGGUGAGUUUCCACGGAGUGGAAGAGGGCGCUCUGGUCAGAACAGCUCUGCUGCUGGCUCCAGCUCCAACCCCGGCUUCAGUUCCAAUCGUGAAAGUUCACAAAGAAGCUCAAGGGUGUAUGAAACCCUACUUUACCCUUUUAAUGACAACCACCAAACUAGAGGACUCACCAAAGAACAGAUUGCUAACUUAGCAAUGAGAAGUUUUGGUGAAAAUGACGCAUUGAAGACAUGUACUAUUUGCAUUACGGAAUACAUGGUAGGCAACAAAAUUCGUAAGCUACCUUGCUCCCAUGAGUACCACGCCCACUGCAUCGACCGCUGGUUAUCAGAAAAUACCACCUGUCCCAUUUGUCGCAGGGCUGUCUUAUCUUCUGGGAACAGAGAAAGGGUUGUGUAAUGAGAACAGAACUCUCGAAGCUGUGUAGCUGGAAUAGUGACGGGCAAAGAGAAAUCGUUUGCUUUGUGUCCAUGUUUUUUGAGUGGUGCUUAAAUAUAAAGUCACAACCUGAAUCGA
This is a messenger RNA of Myodes glareolus (Bank vole), 1940 nucleotides long. The record is from RefSeq and is a predicted model, not a curated record. Lineage: Eukaryota; Metazoa; Chordata; Mammalia; Rodentia; Cricetidae.